AAAAGGGGCCAUGUCUUGCUCCGACAACCGGCUGCUUCUGCCCCCGUGCUACAGGGAGAAGUGACCCUACCAUGGACUGCGACUCGCUGAUCAGUGAGGACUUUACAAUGGGAGUGCAGAUUAUCCAGGUGAACUUGCGGAAAAAAGCGAAUAGCAUCGCUCACCACACAUCUGACUUCCAGAAUGAGAAACUUGUGCUCAGGCGAGGACAAGUGUUCCACCUGCUGGUGGUGCUGAACAGGCCUCUUGGACCCCAGGACCAGCUGAUGCUGCAGUUCAUUACUGGAAAGAAAAACGCUAUCUCCAGACACACCAUGGUGGAGCUCAACGCAAGGACAUCCAACCUUUCUCAGGACUGGAAGGCAACUAUUUCCAAAGUGUCUGGCUCUGAGGUCACAGUGGCUGUCACCAGCUCCCCCGACGCUUUAGUGGGCAAGUACAGACUGAGUGUGAAGUGUGGAAACCAUACCUUUAAGUGUGAAAAGAUCUUUCUUCUCUUCAACCCAUGGUGUAAAGAGGACAAAGUCUUCAUGCCUAAUGAGGAGGAGCGAACAGAGUACGUCCUCAACGACACUGGCUACAUUUACAUGGGUGUCACCAAGCAAAUUAGAGGAAAGCCCUGGAUCUUUGGUCAGUUUGAGAAGCAUAUCCUGAAUUGCUGCCUCUCUCUCCUGAAGCCUCACAUCAUCAAGACCACAGACAUGAAUGACCCCGUGGAGGUGUCCAGGUCCAUGUGCACUAUGAUGAGCUCUGCCAAUAAGGGAGUGCUGGUGGGGAACUGGUCAGGAGACUACAGCAAGGGCACCGCUCCAUAUGUGUGGACCAGCAGUGUGCCCAUCCUGCAGCAAUACUACACCACCAAGAUGCCAGUGAACUUUGGCCAGUGCUGGGUAUUCUCUGGAAUCCUGACUACAGCACUGAGAGCCUUGGGCAUCCCAACGCGCAGUGUGACCAACUUUGAGUCAGCUCAUGACACGGAAAAAAACCUCACAGUAGACAUCUUCCUGGAUGAAAAUGGCAAGACGAUUGGAACAAUGACCAGAGACUCAGUCUGGAAUUUCCAUGUGUGGAACGACGUCUGGAUGAUGCGAUCUGAUGAAAACGGUGACAAUCACGGCUGGCAGGCCCUGGAUGGGACGCCACAGGAGAUAAGCCAGGAACGCUUCCGCUGUGGGCCUGCACCCCUGACUGCCAUUCGCAAGGGCGAUGUCGCCGUGAAAUAUGACACCAAGUUCAUCUUUACGGAGGUGAAUGGUGACAAGCUCAUCUGGCUGGUAAAGCAGACGCCAGAGGACAAGAAGUUCAUCCUCAUCGCUGUGGAGACCAUGAGCAUUGGCAAGAACAUCAGCACCAAGGCGGUGGGCCAGGACCAGCGCGUGGAUAUCACCUACCAGUACAAGUACCCUGAAGGAUCCCCCGAGGAGAGACAGGCCAUGAACAAGGCCUCCAAUCUCCUCAAUAAAGUGGUGGAACACAAGCCACCAACAAGAGAGGACUUUUACCACAUAUCUGUCACUGAGGACUCUGUGCAGCUGGGGGAUCCGAUCAUUCUGACGAUUGUUCUGAAAAGGAACAUGGUCUCCUUAAAGAAUGUCAACAUCUCGUGCUCCCUUGACCUGCAGACGUACACGGGCAAGAGAGUGGCAAGCCUGGGUGUCAUCCAGAAGACAGUGCAGAUCCAGAAUCCAGAAACCGAGGUGGUUCUCACCAUGAACGCCAGCUCCUACAUCAAUAGCUUGGGCAUGCUCGAUGAUGAGCUAGUCAUCAAAGGGUUUGCCAUUGCGGAAGUCGUGGGAUCCAAUAAUGAGAUGGUGGCCACCGAGGUGUCCCUGAGCUUCCUGUAUCCUGACUUCUUCAUAGAGAUGCCCAACACAGCCAGGGUUGACCAGCCACUUAUCUUCACGUGUAGCUUCAAGAACUCCCUGCCCAUCCCUUUGACUGAAAUCAAGUUCUCAGUGGAAAGCCUGGGCAUCUCUUCUAUGAAGACCAUGGACCAGGGGGUACUGCCACCUGGAAAGUCCAUCCAGUUCCAAAUGAAUUGUGUUCCAGUGAAAUUAGGACCCAGCAAGUUUAUCAUCAAGUUCACUUCCAGACAAGUGAAGGAGGUUCAUGCUGAGAAGAUGGUUCUCAUCACCAACUAGCCUCCCUCUGUCUGAGGCUGAAGAACGAAGGCUGGAGCCCUGAUUGGUUCUGAGCCUGGGCUAAGCAUUUCAGCAUUUUCCAAUAUGCAUGCAGUUUUCAGAUCAUGUAUGACUAGAUUUGAUUAAUCAUGGGAGAGCAGAUUCAAGAGCCAGCCUGGUGAAAGAUAGAGUGCUCCAAAGCCAGCAUAAACCACAGCUCCAUGAGGCCACCUCAACUCUUUGCCAGCUGGAAACAACUAGCUUAGGCACCAGCACCCCCUGAAAAUACACACCCUGGAGUCUUGGCCUUAGAAAGUGAUGCCACUGUUGUCCACAUACAUCUGAAGCCACAGCUUCACCCCAUGAAGUGAAUGGGAAGGCCAGAGCUGCUGCUCAAUGGGGCUGGAAGUGGACAUCUCUUCAGUGCGUGGGUGUGCCGGGACUGGAGGCAGCUGCCAACUGGAUUAUAGUCUCAGCAUUGGGUGGGGUUGGGUAGUGGGUAAUACCAGGUCCACUGGGGGGCCUGGAGGUCAAGAUGGCAGGCCCAAAGGAAAGCGCCCUGGAGUUGGUCCUGGGCUGGGUGCCACUGGCCUCCCCAUCUAGAGACUCUGUCCUCCCAUCUGGGCAGAGUGCACUUUCUCAGAGGAAAGGCCCCAUGCCAGCUUGAGGCCUUCUCUGCCUGGGGACUGGGGAAGAGAGACCCCCCUAGCUUGCACCCCUUCCCUAGAGCAGGUUCUGUGGCACAGGCACAGCAUCCCAGAGCAGCAGCUACAACCCGUGCCGGCUCUACCCUUGCAGAUCUUCCCAGAUGAUUGCAAUGUUUUCAAUUAAACGUUGGCAACUUCAACAUGGUUGUGUCCAGGGCUGGAGAGAUGGCUCAGUGGUUAAGGUUCUUGCCUGCAAAGACCUGGGUUCA
Jaculus jaculus (lesser Egyptian jerboa) is the source of this 3036-nucleotide messenger RNA. RefSeq names its product transglutaminase 4 (gene Tgm4). The transcript has 14 exons. Bases 72 to 2141 code for a protein of 689 amino acids. Gene Ontology annotation, molecular function: protein-glutamine gamma-glutamyltransferase activity. Gene Ontology annotation, biological process: peptide cross-linking. The record is from RefSeq and is a predicted model, not a curated record. Lineage: Eukaryota; Metazoa; Chordata; Mammalia; Rodentia; Dipodidae.